This is a messenger RNA of Mizuhopecten yessoensis (Yesso scallop), 6508 nucleotides long. Its product is annotated as carnitine O-palmitoyltransferase 1, liver isoform-like. Gene Ontology annotation, molecular function: carnitine O-palmitoyltransferase activity. Lineage: Eukaryota; Metazoa; Mollusca; Bivalvia; Pectinida; Pectinidae. Gene Ontology annotation, biological process: fatty acid metabolic process; carnitine metabolic process. The record is from RefSeq and is a predicted model, not a curated record. Gene Ontology annotation, cellular component: mitochondrion. The coding region runs from base 65 to 2209 and encodes 714 amino acids. The transcript is spliced from 19 exons.
AGAUCCAGUUUUAUAUAGACGUUCGAUAGGCUCAGACACGGGAGGGAGAACGGCUGUCACCAUCAUGCCAGGUCCUGCGAUAGCACCGUUUUUAGGGGCGACGGGGAGACUUAUGAGCUACAGGAACUUUAGCGAGGCAUCAGCAGUCGGAUUCCUUAGCGCCAUUCUAUUCGCCGUUUUCUCAGACCCCGUCCGAAAUUUUGUAGACUUCGGUGAAAAAUGGAUGGAAUUGUCGGCUUUACCCUAUCAGAUGAAUAUCGCCUUGUUGGGUUUUAUUGUUGGCUAUGGUCUCGUCAAAGUACUGAUGUUGGCCAGGAUAAUGGUCCUUAAAAUGCUCCUUAAUUAUCAUGGAUGGAUGCAUAGUCCGAAAUCCACGGCAACAAAGUUAUGGGGGCUGAUGUUGAAGGCCAUCGUCGGAAAGGGCAACUUCCCACUGUACUUCUUUCAGCCAAUGCUACCCCACCUCCCCGUACCAGAUCUCAACAUCACCUGUGAGAAAUACCUGACGUCCAUGAGACCCCUACUGUCUGACGAGGACUUCAUGAACCUAUUAACAGCUGUUUUAUCAUUCAAGGAGAAAGAAGGUCCAACACUCCAAAAACACCUGCUUCAAAAGUUUGCCACAGAGGAGAACUGGUUGUCACAUUACUGGUUAAACCUGGCUUAUCUCACCUACAGAGAACCCUGUGCUGUGAACGUGAAUUGCUAUGCAACAGACAGGAAGGAGGCAUGUAGCACUAACCAGGCGGCCAGGGCGUCUAACCUUACCCACUGGAUACUAAGAUUUCAUGAGACUAUUUUGGAGGACACGUUAAAACCACAGUUUCUUCAGGACAUGAUACCUAUAUGUAUGGACGGUUACAGAAUGCAGUUUUGUACGUCCCGUAUACCUGGUAAACACGUUGACGAGCUGGUCACCUUUAAAGAUUCAAAGCAUAUUGUGAUAAUGAGAAAGGGCUGUUAUUACAAGCUGAGCGUCUAUGCACCUGAUAAUGAUGGAAAGGACAGAUUACUCACACCAGCCGAAAUCCUCCCCAUCAUCGAACACAUUCUAAAAGAUGCAGAAGAGUCAACAGACAAUAGCAAUGCAGCGGUAUUUACAGCUCUCAAGAGAGACAAAUGGGCUGAUAUCCGUACCAGAAUGAUGGAAAGCAAACUUAAUAAAAAGAGUAUAGAAGAUGUGGAGUCAGCCAUAUUUCUUGUAUAUCUGGAUGAGGAGCUACCAACAACAAUUGAAGAGAAUGGAAAAUAUAUCAUGGUUGGAAGUGGAUUUAACAGGUGGUAUGAUAAAUCCGUCUCGUUUGUAACUUUCGCCAAUGGUGUAACGGGUUGUAAUGGAGAACACAGCACCUGCGAUGCGACACUACCAGGCAGAAUGUGGGAAUAUUACCUACAGAAUGAGAAAUACACAAAGGAUGGCAAAAUCAUCGCUGAGAGGUCUCGUAAGAAGAAAAUUCCUUCCGCAGAAAGAUUGACAUGGGAUAUGACUGGGUUUGAAGAGGAUCUGGAAGAAGCGUACGACCAUUACAGAAAGCUGGCUGGUGGAUUCUGUCUGAGAGUUGUCACCCCUGAAUACGGAAAAGGAUACAUCAAGAAAAAGAGGAUGAGUCCCGACGGAUACAUCCAGAUGGCUCUCCAGUUGGCCUAUUACAAACUCUAUAACCAAGUUCCCAAAACCUACGAAUCUGCAUCAACGAGGAUGUUUCUGGCUGGUAGAACUGAGACAAUCCGUCCGGUCUCGGAAUACUCGAAGCAGUGGGUAAGCAGCAUGAUGAAUGAGCGAGCAACGCGUGAACAGAGAAUCAUGUUACUCAAGCGAGCCGUGCAAUACCAGACACAGGUCAAGGUCGACGCCAGCAUAGGUCAAGGCUUUGACAGACAUCUGAUCGGACUGUUCGCCGCCUCACAGGAACUCAAGAUACCGACCCCAGCUCUGUUCCAAGAUAAGAGCUUUUGGAUGCAGGACAAACUAAGUACAUCACAGACUCCGACCCGCUACACCGACCAGUGGACACUUGAGACCUGCUGUAUGGGCGGAGGCUUUUCCCCGUCUUCACAAGAUGGCUACGGUAUAUCCUACAUGAUCUACGGGGAAGACUUGAUCAAUUUCCAUGUAACUAACUGCAAGUACUGCCAGACAACUUCAGCAGACAAAAUGGCUGAUGCUAUUUUGGAGGCCAUGUCGGACAUGAAAGAAUUGCUCAAGUAGUGUGUUGGUGUCACAUGGCAAUGGUGUCCGGUUGCCAUGGUGCUAUGCAUACAUCAUGUGACUGUUGUGUUACCAUGGUUUCCUGUAAUCAUGGUGUGUGUCGUCAGAUUGGGAGACAAUCAGGACCAAUGUCAGGAAGAGGAAUGAAUUUACAUCAGAGACAAGUCCGACUGGAAAACUAGAAUUCAGCAACAUUGAAGAACAUCCUAGAAUCUUCAUGCUACAAAGCAGGAAUAUCAUUCCGUCGUAGAAUUCGAUUGGAAAUUUAUUGAAGUGACAUUUAACCAAAACAGAAAAUUGAAUGACUUCGAAGAAAUGUUGUGUUUUCUGUAGCAUGAAAAUAUAAUCAUGAUAUUGAACUGAAAUUCUUGUACUGUAUCAAUCAAAAGGCAAGAAUUGAUCAUCGGCACAGACACUGUACCGGAUAUCCAGAAUUUAUUUGUCAAAGGUAUUGUCAAGGCUGCUGAAUUUUUACAAUUUCCAUAGGAAAAUUAAGAAGAGGGAAAGCCGAAGAGAGACAUGGCCUGAUCUAUAACCAUGCCUUGAAUUUUCAGUCUCUUCUUUUAUAACAAUGCAACUUUUUUUAAUGAACGCCAUAUAGGUAGCAUGUCUAUUUGUGUGUGUUGUUGUGUGUCAAUAGGUGUACUUGCUACUAUUUUUGCAUACCGCGUGUCUGGAUGCCAGUGUUUGCGGAAAGCACUUGUGAUGUAGAUUCACAAAAAUGGCACUGCCGGGGGAUUUCUAAUUACAAAAACAUGGCAUCUCCAUUUUUCUGUGACUCACUCUUUGAUAUUAGUAUUAUUUUAUUGAGGAUGAAGCUUUUAAUAUUGUAGAGACAUUCUCAUCACGCCUGUGGAUUUGUUUAAGAGGGUGGGUACCAAGACAAAGUAUCGUCUUGAUUACAAAUUGAAAUUUUGGGAACAUGUCGCUUUGCAAGAAAACAGGAAUGGAUAUUUGAUAAUGUCUUUUUAGUGUGCUAAAAUUUUGCACCGUGUACCGUUAUCUUCUACACAAAUCUGUCUGAUAGAUAAUUUUUAUGAAAUAUAUAAAUAUUUAUGUACAAGUUAACAAUUUUUGUGUUUAAAAAUCUUAAUUUAUUUUUUUAUAUUCAGAUGGCGAUGAAUCAUAACACACUAUUCUGAUACUGUGUUUAUCAGCAAGGUCAAUCUUACAGUAUAUGAAUUAAUUCUAAGGUUUUUUCCCUAUGCCAUUUGUAUUUGAAAAUAUCAAUAGUCAAUCCAUGUACAGUAUUGACAUUUCAAACUUUUGUUAAGGUACAAUGUAUACCUAAUGGGUAACACUAGAGAGAGUGUAUUCUAUUCAAACUAUUCAAAUAAAAUUGGUUUACCGAAUGGUGCAAUAAUUCAAAUAUUGAAAGAUUUCUGGGUUGGCAUGAUGGUACAUGUACAUUUCAUGUACAGAAUUUUCUUCUGGACACUAGGCCAAUAAAAUAUAUAUGCGUUUUGUCACAUGAUUGACAAAAUUUAAUAUAUACUGAAAUAUAUAGAUGAGAAAAAAGGAAGAAAUUUAGAGAAUAUUAUCUACGUCUAUCUUCAGUUAAAAAAACCUAUUGUUUAUAAUAAAAAGUCUGUAAUAUUUUACCUAGUAUAUCAAGCUAAAAUCCAUUGACUGAAAAUGUCAUGUGCUUUGUGUGUGAUAUUUAAUACUGUAACAUGUGAACUGAUCAGUAGUGUUGUGGUAGAUGCAGACUUGGCUUCAAACUUAUUAUCCAAGUGGUAGUUUUUAUUUUCAUACAUCAUUGGUAAAUUUUAUAGGAGCUUGUGUUUAGUUUCAGGGACCAUAGAAUUUAAAUUUUGUUUCUUUGCUGUAACUUGCUGCUUUUACUGUAUCUACAGAUAUUGUUUUCUCUGAAACAAGAUUUGCAAACAAUUUCUGUUGAUGGUUUGCCUUUUAAUUGGGACAAAACAGAAGUCAUAUUUUUAUUUGUUCUUAUUUUUUGUUUGUUAGUAAGAUAUUUAUGGGAUAAUUUUUAUGAUACCCGGUACUUCCUUUGUUAAGAUAUUGUUAAGAUAUUAAAUUUCAUUUGUUAAUGUAUCCAUUUUAAAUGUCCCAUUUCAUUUUAAAACUGAUAUUCACAGCAAGAAUAAAUUAUUUGGUCCAGUCUGCCCAGCAGUACUAAUGAAUACAAACAUUUCGGAAGUAACUGAGGGAGAGACUUGGGUCCUCUCAAGGGAAGUUUUAUACUUUCUCGAUUGAGCCGACACUGGGCUAAACCUCUCUGUAUAGUAUAUUACUUACUUUGUAGGGCUUGGUAAAUUUUUUAUCAAGGUGUUGAUCAAUAUGGCUUAAAGAGUCUUUUUGAAUUUUUAGAAAAUGCUGCUGUAAUAUUUUACUUUAAUUUCUUUAAAUUGAAUUUUGAAAAAAAAUACUACUAGUGUUUUAAAUUAUAUGAUUGUGAAAUAUUGUUUGCAACUGUUGAUUGAAUCGCUUUUGAUUUGAAAUAUCUGCUGUGUGUUAUGGUAAGUUCGUAUGUUUUCAUGUGGAGCACAUUUUCUUUGUCAAGCCCAAUCCCUGUCAGUAUGACAUGUUGAAUAUUCUGUAAGUUUAAGAGACUUAAAAAUUAUGUUGAUAUUUUAAUUUUUUAAAUUUUAAAUAUGAGUUUUAUCCUUUAGCAACAUGGGAUGUAUGAACGAUAUAUAUAUUUAUAACUGUUCCAGUUAUCCACAUUAUUUAUAACUUGUUUUGAAUUCAUCUACAAAGUAAAUACUAUCCAACACUUGCAAUUCAUACUUGCACUCAGUUUAUGUACACAAUAUUUAGCAGUGUUUAAUUUCAUUUUCGAUUCAUCGUGUAGGGUACCGUGCUGAAGUUUGUACAUGUAUGGUGUAAUUACAUAUUACGUGAAGAGUUGAUAAAUGUCCAAUUAUAAUUGCAUUUAGUCGGCAAGCUAGUCUGUGACUUUUUUCUCGUUGCCUUCAUGCCUCGCACAUAUUAUAAAUGAAAUGAAUCUCAAUUUUGGGGGGAAAACUCUUUGAAUUUCGGGUCCAUGUAACGAAUUGCUGAACUGAUCUCAUGACAUCUUUUGUAGGAACUGAAAAUGGAUAUUACCGAGUAUUAUGUUGGUGUAAAACAUUCAUGUUGUUAUAAAGUUUACAUAUUAUUUUUGUUUUUCCACUUUUAUUUUGGCUUUUUUUAGAGACUGAAAGGGCUUUUCUGUCAAAAUAGGAGAAAAUAUGCAUUCCUUGGAGUCAGCGCAUUUAGCCCUUUCAACCCUAGGUAACUUUAGUAGACUCUACCAUACAUUUAUCUGGAUGAGUCCAUUCUUGUCUACAGUGGUGAAAGGGUUAAGGGUCCCUGUCCCACGGUACCAUGUUUUUUUCUAUACACAGUUAUCUCCCCUUAACUUGGUUUGGAUAUAACUAUAGCAGAAUUGGGCCUGUAUACUUUUGAUGUCCAAGUAGCUCAGUCAUUUUGAGUGAUAAACAAUAUGAAGUUCAGGGUUUGAAUCCAAGUCAUGUACUUCUCAAUUUUACAAUCAAAACACUAUUGUUAAUUACAUUUGGUUUAUUUCAUCUUUAAUAUUUCAUAAAAGUCCACCAAGAUAUGUUGUACUUUCCAGAAUUGGUUUAUCAAAGCUUAAGUCAUACCGAAAAAAAAUAGUUUCCGAUACUUAAUUACAGUCUUUGGCAGUGAUACAGGAAUACUGAAAGCAUUUGAUUGAAAUCUUUGAUAUCAAUCGAAACAUCGAUAUUCCUGCUUCACAAAGCUCGUUAUAACCUUCUGUUUUAUCAAAGUCAAAACAGCAAAACAUUACCAGUGGAAGCUUUACUCAAAUCUGAGGUUCUCAUUUUUGGUAGAUGACUUGUUUAUAUCAUGUUUCAAAUGUGUAGGUCUAACUAAGUUAGUUGAGCCUUUUAAUGACGAGCUGAUAAACCUUGUGAACCUAUCCCAUCAAGCUUGGUGGUGUUUCUCUGUCAUAGGAAAGGACCUGCUUCAGUCUUUAAAACUCAGUCAUUUUUUUUUUUUUUGAGAUGUCAGCUUAAUUAAUGUGAAUGUUUUAUAUGAAAUGGUCACGAUGGAGACUGCCAUUUUCAGUCUACAUGUAAGCAUGUAUGAGGAAGAAGAGUGUCAGAUUUGAAAGUGCUGAAAUGUGUCGUGUGGGUCACUGGCGUUGGACAUGACUUGUUUUCACAUUUAAAUACAGAUGAAGUCGAUGCUUAUUUAUGAUAUGCUCAAGCUGAGAAAGGCUUGGUUAUGAUAUUUAAAACAAAACAUUUAUAAAACGUGGUUGAGAUUCAUUUUCAAAUCUGUCAUUAAUAAAGAAAUAUUUAAAUAUCU